This is a messenger RNA of Vigna radiata var. radiata (mung bean), 1024 nucleotides long. RefSeq names its product protein LURP-one-related 10. The transcript is spliced from 3 exons. The record is from RefSeq and is a predicted model, not a curated record. Lineage: Eukaryota; Viridiplantae; Streptophyta; Magnoliopsida; Fabales; Fabaceae. The coding region runs from base 121 to 783 and encodes 220 amino acids.
GAUGUGUCUUCUAUAUAAGAACCUCACAUUUAUUCAAGAUUAGAAAGACAACACUUUCGAUUUGAAGACAAUAAUUACAUAAUUUGUUAUUACUUGUUUGUUUGAGUGUGAUCCUUCUACAUGGCAUACCCAAACCCUCAUUAUCCACCUCAGCCCACCACCUCCGUUCCGAUGCCGGCGGUGCCGACCACCGUGAUCGGGCCCCAGUUCUGCGCUCCGUACCCCGUGGAUCUGGCGGUGGUGAAGAAGGUGAUGACCAUCGCCGACGGCAACUUCGUGGUCACCGACGUCAACGGCAACGUGGUCUUCAAAGUCAAGGGCUCUCUCAUGACCCUCCGUGACCGCCGCGUCCUCCUCGACGCCGCCGGCCACCCCCUCGUCACCCUCCGCCGCAAGAUUAUGACAGCACAUGAUCGGUGGCAAGCUUUCAGAGGGGAAAGCACAGACGACAAAGAUUUAAUAUUUUCUCUGAAGCGAUCGUCUCUUAUUCAGUUUAAGACGAAAUUGGAUGUGUUUUUGGCGAAUAACACAAGAGAAGAUAUUUGUGACUUUAAGGUCAAAGGUAGCUGGUUUGAACGAUCUUGCGUUGUUUAUGCUGGUGAAUCUAACAACAUCGUUGCCCAGAUGCAUAAAAAGCACACAGUUCAGAGUAUUUUGAUUGGAAAAGACCAUUUCAUGGUGACGGUUUAUCCCAACAUUGAUUAUGCUUUCAUAGUGGCGUUAAUAGUGAUUCUUGACGAGAUUAACGAUGAUGCAAGAGAAGCAGCAAGUGCUGCUUCAUAGUAACUUUUCACUCAAGAGUACUAGAAUUGUGUGUUUAAGGAAAACUGUAUGUGUUUGUAGAAAGGGAGUUUGUGAACUUAGUGCUUGUAGGAGGAAGUGUUCUUUCUAAAUGUGCCUAUGUGGUGGAGUUUGGAUACAAAGUAUAGUUAAGUUGUUCAUCUUCUUGUGCGUAAAAAGGAGUUGUCUUUCAUCUCUUAUCUGUUAAGAAAAGUGGUUUCUAAUCUGAAUCAUUAUUUCUAUA